This is a messenger RNA of Nicotiana tabacum (common tobacco), 666 nucleotides long. The record is from RefSeq and is a predicted model, not a curated record. Lineage: Eukaryota; Viridiplantae; Streptophyta; Magnoliopsida; Solanales; Solanaceae.
AUGGCCGAGAAGUAUCAAUGGUAUCGUAACAGGUGCCGUGAGAUACGUGAGCAGCUUAGAGCGGGUGCUAGUACCCAGUCCGCCAGGGACGAAUUGGAGAAAACAGAUGAGGACCUGAUACGGUCUAUCUGUAGGGUCAACGCUCUUAGUGCAGAAUGGGCGGAGAAGGUGGCCAAGCUGGAAAAGAAAGUGGCCGAGUUGGAGAAAGCCGAGGAUGCUCGAGUGUCUGCUGUGGCGAGGGCUGCGUCGCUAGAAGACACUAUCCGCGUCCUCAGGUCCGAGCAAGAAUCUGAGAGGGCGAUGACCACGAUAAGGGAGGCGCGACUUGAGAAACGUACCGUUGAAAUUGACCAAGAAGCUUCGAACCUGGGAGACCGGGUCGCGACUCUCGAGGCUAAGAAGACGCAAUUGUUGGCUCAGGUUGAAUCUGUCUCUACCACUGUUCCCCGCCGCUUGUAUGAUCUAUGGGCUUCGCUGGCUCGCAAAUGCGUGGGCUAUGUCAUAAUUGCGAAAGUAGCCCAGGCCAGCCUAUCUCGCAAUUGCGAGAAUUUUGAUCCCAAAUGCGAUCCCCCAGCUUGUGGUCAGUCGUCGCAAAUACGACAUGUGGAUCGCAAUUCCCAGCUCGCAAAUGCAAGCCCUUUUUUUGCCAAUGCGAACAUAGCAUAG